Molecule: messenger RNA, 459 nt
Organism: Kwoniella botswanensis
Lineage: Eukaryota; Fungi; Basidiomycota; Tremellomycetes; Tremellales; Cryptococcaceae
Exons: 2
Coding region: 1-459 (152 amino acids)
Biological process (GO): intracellular protein transport
Cellular component (GO): mitochondrial outer membrane
Source: RefSeq, a predicted model, not a curated record
AUGGUCGUCGUCGUUGAAGAAGUAAGGGACGAAUCCGCCCCAGAGGUAUCCACAAACUUGGGUGAAGGUGAACAUGAAUCAGAUUACGAGACCGACUCCGAAGUUUCCUCAACUUUCUCAGACGAUGAAGAUGAUUUCAACCCAGAUGACGAAACUUUGUACGAGAGAUUAGUAGCUUUGAAAGAUAUUGUUCCACCUCAGACUCGAUCUUCGCUUUACAGUAAAUACAAGUCUACGACAAGUUGGGCGCUUUGGUCCGUACAAUCUACUGGUACUUUAGCUUGGUGGAUCUCGACUUCUGCUUUAUUGGUUGGUCUCCCUCUUGCUUUGGCUAUUGAAGACGAGACUAGGGUGGUACAACAGGAGAGAGAGAUGCAGAUGCAAUCGCAAGGUCAACAACAGCUCCUCGGUGGUCCCCAACAAGGUCAACCCCAAGGUGUUCUCCCUCCUGGAUUCUAG